AAAAUACGUGGUUUAUCGCGUUAUGUGGACACAGCUGUCCGCUGUCUGCUGUCUGCUAGAAGAAAUAACCCAGGCUAGGCUACCAGUGCAGAUCGUUAGCAGUGCUGAGAGCGGAGAUUCGGUCAGUGUAAACUCAGGAGGACAUCAGAGACAGGACGGGAGCGAGUAUUUCACUUCCAGCAAUGCAAACGUCGAGUGUCGCAGCGAGCUAACGACAGGGCUGUCCCGACACACAGGGACUGAUCUUGAUGGCAAACUCGAAGCGACGAUAAAUUAAAGACGAACAAGGAAGGGUUAGCUUAGUUUCAAUGUUAUUGUUAAUUAAAAACACAUAUGGUCACAAUGUCCUACUCUGGCAACCUGGUUUGGGAUGUAAAUAAACGCUUAAUUGGAUACAACGAGCCUAACGCCAUCAGGACCAACUAUUUAGGUAGAAGAGAAUUUGUCCAGAGGCUUAAACUUGAAGGAACACUAAACGUACAUGAUGGCUGUGUCAACACUAUAUCGUGGAAUGAGACAGGUGAAUAUAUCCUGUCAGGGUCAGACGAUACCUUUUUGGUUAUCAGCAAUCCAUACAACAAAAAGGUCAAGAAGUCCAUACGUUCAGGUCAUCGGGCAAACAUCUUCAGCGCUAAGUUCAUGCCCCACACCAACGGUCAGGAGAUCGUCUCCUGCUCCGGAGACGGCAUCAUCUUCUACACCCACACCGAGAAGAGUCCUGAGUACAACAGACAGUGUCAGUUCACCUGCCAUUAUGGAACAGCAUAUGAGAUUAUGACAGUACCGAAUGACCCCUACACGUUUCUGUCAUGUGGGGAGGACGGCACAGUGCGAUGGUUUGACCUUCGCAUGAAGACAAGCUGCACUAAGGAAGACUGCAAAGAUGACAUCUUGAUAAACUGUCGGAGGGCAGCGACCUCUAUAUCCAUUUCUCCCCUCGUGCCGUACUACCUGGCUGUUGGCUGCUCUGACAGCUCGGUGCGCAUCUACGACAGGCGCAUGCUGGGCACCAGAGCGACAGGUAACUACAUGGGCCGGGGGACGACUGGCAUGUGUGUGAGGUUCGUUCCGGCUCACCUGUCCAACAAGUCGUGUCGCGUAACCUCUCUCUGCUACAGCGAGGACGGUCAGGAGGUGCUGGUCAGCUACUCCUCCGAUUACAUCUACCUGUUCGAUCCCAAAGAUGACCAGGCCCGAGAGCUGAAGGGCCCGUCUGAGGAGAGGAGGGAGGAGCUGAGGCAGCCUCCGGUGAAGCGUCUCCGACUACGAGGUGACUGGUCUGACACUGGACCUCGAGCUCGUCCUGAGAGCGAGAGGGAGAGAGAUGGAGAGCAGAGCCCAAAUGUGUCUCUGAUGCAGAGAAUGUCGGACAUGUUGUCCCGCUGGUUUGAGGAGGCCAGCGAAGCUCAGAGCAGCAACAGGGGAAAUCGGCCUCAGACACGACCCAGAGGAACAGCUGUCCGUCCAGAGGGGGCAUCAAGUACUCCAGCUGCCCCUACAGGAGGCUCCAGCCAGGAGUCCAGCCUCCACGAGAGGCCCGUGGGUACCGAUGUCCCAGAGGUACAACCUGAUGCUGCUGCUGCUGCUGCUGCUGCUGCGGCCGCCGCCAUCCCUACAUCUACUCCCUCCUCCUCCUCCUCAGGGUUGUCAUCAACAGUCACAGCACCUCCUCCUUCCAGCUCCUCAUCUGUGGAGAGUUCAGCACCUUCCUUCUCCUCCCCCAUCACCUCCUCACCUGACUCAGAGCAGAGGAGUCAGACCGACACAAUCGGCGCCCCCACGUCCACACCCACGUCAGAACCUGCACUUUCAGAGUACGGUCCACAUCGGCUGCCCAUAAGUUUAGUGUGUAGGCGUUUGCAGAGGUUACUUCGGCUGGCCGACCCACCUGGACGGGGUCAGCGAGCGGCCUCUUCUUCUUCUUCUUCUGCAGAACCUGAGAGACACUCACAAAGAGCUGCUACUGCUGCCGCUGCUGCCGAGACACAGCCCCAUACAGAUUCCCCUUCGUCUGUGGUAAACAAACAGCUGGGAUCCAUGACUCUUGAUGAACAGCAGGGUGCAGCAGAAGCUGCAGGUUCACCUCCUGAUCAACCUUCUUCUGUACCAGUCAGCAGCAGUGCUCCCACCACCUCCACCACAACCAGCACCAGUCGACCCAGUACAGCAGAGCCAGUCCUCAGCCUGCACUACAGCUCAGAGGGGACCACUACCAGCACCAUCAAGCUGGACUUCACUGAUGAGUGGAGCAGUAACACAUCCAGUUCUAUGCACAGUGGAGGCCCCAAAGCAUCGGAGGCAGUGACUGCGCAGAGCAGAGAGAGUCUGUCGACACACAGUUCACUGUCAGAGCAAACCCCCUGUGACUCCUCGGGGCAGCAGAGUUUGUCCACCGCCUCCACAGAGGCACCGUGUGACGCCUCCUGCUCUGGCGCCCUGAGCAGCUCGUCAGCUCAGGCCCCGGCGGAGGGCUCCUCUGACCGGGGCGCCCUGGGUUCUCCACCACUAGAGAGGAGUCAGCCUGAGGGUAUGGAGGACACGUCAGGAGACUGCCGGAGGGCGGAGCCCACAGCGGAGGAGGGAGAGGAGGGACAGAGUCAGCAUGCACGGGGCAACCAGGACUCUGACGACAGCGAUGACGAUCCCAUUCUCAUCCCACCGACGAGGUUCAGAGGACAGGGACAGAGAUUUAAUUCCCGAGGAUCUGCAGUAGGAGAUAGGAUGAUCAGACGAUCGGCAGCCGCUCGUAUCCAGGAGCUGUUUCGCAGGAGGAAAGAGAGAAGGGAGAUGGAGGAGAGCGAAACCCAGAAUAUCAGGAGACCCUCAGUGAAAAUGGUCUAUAAAGGCCACCGCAAUUCCAGGACCAUGAUAAAGGAGUCCUGUUUUUGGGGUAACAAUUUUGUGAUGAGCGGUUCAGAUUGCGGCCACAUCUUCAUCUGGGACAGACACACGGCAGAGCACCUCAUGCUGCUCGAAGCCGACAACCACGUGGUUAACUGCCUGCAGCCGCACCCCUACGACCCCAUCCUGGCUUCUUCAGGGAUAGACUAUGAUAUCAAGAUUUGGUCACCGCUGGAAGAGUCGCCAUCUUUCAACAGAGUACUCGCUAGUGAGGUAAUAACUCGGAACGAGCUGAUGCUAGAGGAAACGAGGAACACAAUCACAGUCCCAGCCUCUUUCAUGCUCCGAAUGUUGGCCUCCCUUAAUCACAUCAGAUCAGAUCGCCUAGAAGGGGAUCGCUCCGAAGGCUCAGGCCAGGAAAAUGAAGACGAGCAGUAGCCUACUGGCUUUUUAUGUCAAAGAAGACGCUAGUUCUUUUUGCUGUAUAGCACUUGGAAAAACACCAGAGAUUUGUACAAGUAUAGUGUAGAAUACUCCCUUUUGAAAACCAGUGUAAUUUCUAGCCCCCCUGUGUUUUUUUUAAAAUGACUUUCUUACUGAUGUUUCUGUAUGAGGAUAAACUACAUCUGUGUGAAUGCAAAAGACAAGGACGUCAGUAUAAAUACAUUUAUUAAGUGUGAACUAAUGGCGGCUGGUGUGCAAGGAUGUUAAGUGCAAUAUUAUUUUGUUAGGAGAAAGUGAACUUUCAUCAGUGUUAAUGUGUGACAUUUUGACUUUGUAGCACAAAGCUAAGAAAUGUUGAUGUGCUGCUCCGGCAGUGACGCAUAGAAAACGAGGAUUUCAAGUAAAAUGUACCUCGAGAAUGCUUUAACUAUGUUGUAGAAGAAGAAGAAGAAGAAACAAAACGGUGUUUCUUCUCCCCAAAGGGAUGUGUCAAUAAAUUAUAAUCUUUUACAGAAUUUGGCAGAAAUAAACAUGUCUGCACUGGGUUCUGGAAGGUGAACGCUUAAGCCGACUGUGCAACAAGCAAACCGAAUUGAAAGUCGCAACAACAAUCUACUUUGCACACAGUUAACUCUAGACAAUAGAGACAAUCCAUCAUUCUGCAGAAACGGACAGCAUCCGUCUUUAGAUACAAAGGUCGAAGCAGAAGUUACUCUGUCAUUAGCUUAGCUUAAGACAAGCUGUGUUGUCUGAAACAAAGUCAGAUGUUUUCUUAAACCCAAUAGCUGUGGCCUCAGCAGCUGCACCUGUAGUUUAGUUGAAACCGAGUUCCUGUCUGCUCCUGACUUAAACGCACUGCAGAUGUGGGCUGACUGAGGUGAUCACAUGUAGUAUAAUGGCAGAUUUCUAAAGCUCAGAUCAUUGUAUUCAUUUAUAAAAUAUAAUGGACAGGUUUAUAGUUUUUUUAAGUCAUGGAAACAGGUUUUGCUCGCUGUAAGACGGACAUGAGAGAUCUUUCACCAUGUUUGAUCUUAUGGAGGCAGGGCUGUUGCAGAUGUUGGAGCUAAUGAUUAGGAUCAGCUCUUGAGUCACAGAGCCGAGAAUCUGUUUUCCCAAGAAAACAACCAAUAACCUCUGGAAAAAUACACUUACUGCAUCUAGAUGAAAAAAACAAACUACAUAUCUAACUGUAAAAUUCUUAGUUUGGUUUACAUUAUAUCAGAUUGUAUGUUGGUAUAGAGGAAAUGAGUUAUGUCUUUUUUGGCUGCCAUAUUUGUUUGGACUAGUAAAGAGAAUAGAAACAGAUUAAUGUCUUUUUUUUUUUAAAUUGUACAGCAGAUACCUUUUCAUCCUGAUGUCUUUAAGGACUCAUGAAAUACUUUAAAAAAACUACAGUGUUUCACUGAUUUAGCACUAUAACAGACAACGAACAGUUCAUGAGAAAGAUCACAAUCGAUGCAGCCAAACCAGAGAUAUUGUCUUUUUUUAUUCCAUGCUUUCUUUUUCCUUGUUAAAACCUGGUGCCUACAUUACCCACAAUGCAAGUCAGCCAUUCAGGUCUGAGAUUGGUGUGGGCUAUGCUAGACUUCAAUGAGUAAAACUGGUAGAUUUCCCCUUUAAAACAGUGGUAACUAUUGUCACAAAACCUUGAUUUUUCAAACAUUACUGGCCAUUGGACUUGAUCUGAAUAAAAUGGUAACACACAAGAAGCUUGUCAAAUACAAAGUGCAACAGGAACAGCUCCACUUGUUUUAUUAGCCAAAGUAAAGACACUAACAUGGUACUGCUUAACCUCCACUCACAGAAUCAUGACGUACAAAGAAAAAGAAAAAAUAAAUAAAAAAAAAUGGUUCAGAAAUGUUUAUGUAAAAAGUUUUAAUAAAAGAAUCUUGAUACAAAACUUUAA
This is a messenger RNA of Scatophagus argus, 5191 nucleotides long. It is a transcript of the gene dcaf6, whose product is annotated as ddb1 and cul4 associated factor 6. Gene Ontology annotation, cellular component: cytoplasm; Cul4-RING E3 ubiquitin ligase complex. Lineage: Eukaryota; Metazoa; Chordata; Actinopteri; Scatophagidae. Gene Ontology annotation, molecular function: protein binding. Bases 334 to 3279 code for a protein of 981 amino acids. The transcript has 21 exons. Gene Ontology annotation, biological process: positive regulation of transcription by RNA polymerase II. The record is from RefSeq and is a predicted model, not a curated record.